Carcharodon carcharias (great white shark) is the source of this 3456-nucleotide messenger RNA. RefSeq names its product upstream-binding protein 1-like. Bases 432 to 2051 code for a protein of 539 amino acids. The record is from RefSeq and is a predicted model, not a curated record. Gene Ontology annotation, biological process: regulation of transcription by RNA polymerase II. NCBI's taxonomy places the organism in Eukaryota, Metazoa, Chordata, Chondrichthyes, Lamniformes, Lamnidae. Gene Ontology annotation, cellular component: nucleus. Gene Ontology annotation, molecular function: DNA-binding transcription activator activity, RNA polymerase II-specific; RNA polymerase II cis-regulatory region sequence-specific DNA binding. The transcript has 16 exons.
UUGCGCGCGCAGUGACUCGGUCGGUUCGUCGGAGGUGAGAGUGAAAGAGAAGGGCGGCCAUGUUUGUGCCGGAAUUGGUGAGAGAGCGGAGCGGUGGAGGCAGCAUUAAUCUCAGCAGCUGGCCGGGCCGUGCGUGAGUCAGUGAGUGAGCUCCCGGCCAAGCGAAGGUUUGCUCCUGCCGACGUUACUGCGACUGGGAGGAGGAGUCGGCAGCUGGAUUUGAAGUGUUGUCAUGGCCCUGUGAGCCGGACCGGGGGAGAGCGUGACAGCGAGAGCGAGGACAGGCCGCCUCCUAGCAACCGGGACGGGGGUGGGGGGUGGGGGUAGAGCGUGCGCACCGCCGCCGCCGCUGUCUGCAAGCGCCCACUCACUCCCCUUACCCCCAGUGGCAAGGCCUGGGGCUAGCCCGGCCUUUGCCAUCCUCACGAACCAUGGCCUGGGUGCUGAAGAUGGACGAAGCCAUCGAGUCCGGGCUUGUGCACGAUUUCGACUCAAGUUUGUCUGGGAUCGGCCAGGAGCUUGUCUCUGGUGCUUAUAGCAUGAGCGAUGUCUUGGCACUACCCAUUUUUAAGCAAGAAGAUUCUAACCUUCCUCCAGAGAAUGAAACUAAGCACCCACCAUUCCAGUACGUGCUCUAUGCAGCCACAUCCCCUGCUGUUAAACUACAUGAUGAAACGCUCACCUACUUGAACCAAGGUCAAUCUUAUGAAGUCCGAAUGCUAGAUAACCGAAAAAUAGGAGAUUUACCAGAAAUAAGUGGAAAAAUGGUUAAGAGUAUUGUGCGUGUUGUGUUCCAUGAUCGUAGACUUCAAUAUACCGAGCAUCAGCAGCUGGAAGGUUGGAAGUGGAACAGGCCAGGUGAUAGACUCCUUGAUUUAGAUAUUCCAAUGUCUGUUGGAAUCAUUGACCCCAGGACUAAUCCAGCACAACUGAAUACUAUUGAAUUUCUAUGGGAUCCAGCAAAACGCACCUCAGCUUUUAUUCAGGUACAUUGCAUUAGCACAGAAUUUACUCCCAGAAAACAUGGGGGUGAGAAGGGGGUUCCGUUCAGGAUUCAGAUAGACACUUUCAAGCAAAAUGAAACCGGAGAGUAUACAGACCAUCUUCAUUCAGCCAGCUGCCAAAUCAAAGUUUUCAAGCCCAAAGGUGCAGACAGAAAACAGAAAACCGAUAGAGAAAAAAUGGAGAAACGAACAGCUCAAGAAAAAGAAAAGUAUCAGCCGUCAUAUGAAACAACAAUCUUAACUGAGAUGAGGCUUGAGCCUAUUAUUGAAGAUGCACUUGAACAUGAGCAGAAAAAGUCCACCAAGCGGACUUUGCCAGCAGACUGCGGUGAUUCUCUGGCAAAGCGAGGCAGUUGCUCUCCUUGGCCAGAUAAUGCAUAUGUAAACAGCAGUCCUUCUACCACUCCAGCAUUUACUUCUGGACAAGUCAGCACUUACAGUGUUCCAGACAGUAACUCUUCUUCACCAAAUCAUCAAGGAGAAGGGACAACACAGUUUGUAGUGGAGCAACUGUGUCCAACAGCUACAAUACAGGAGGCCCAGCAAUGGUUGCACAAGAAUAGAUUCUCGACCUAUGCGAGAUUAUUUUCAAACUUCUCAGGUUCUGAUUUACUAAAGUUGACACGAGAUGACCUUGUCCAGAUCUGUGGCUCAGCUGAUGGGAUUAGAUUGUUCAAUGCACUUAAAGCAAGGUCUGUUAGACCGAGGUUAACCAUCUAUGUUUGCCAAGAAUCACAGCAUGCAAGAAGUAUUUCGCAGCUGGCUAGCUUGCAAGAUAAUGAAAACGGAGAGGGAGACAGUCGUGCAAUAUAUGUGUACCAUGCUAUCUACCUGGAAGAACUGACAACAGCAGAACUUGCCAAAAAGAUUGCAACCAUCUUUAGUAUAUCCCAAAAUCAGAUAAACCAGGUGUACAGACAGGGCCCAACAGGUAUUCAUGUUCUCGUCAGUGAUCAGAUGGUUCACAACUUCCAAGAUGAAAGUUGCUUUGUCAUCAGCACAGUAAAAGCUGAAAAUACUGAAGGCUACCAUGUAAUUUUGAAGUAAACUGUCCCAUUUAGCAGUUAAGCUGGACUACAUUUUUGCAUAUAGAAGAUAUCUUUAUUAUGACAAAGGACAUUGAGCAAAUGUAAAUGUUAGAAUCUGACUUCACUGUACAAAAUGUUUCAUAUUGAAAACACAGCUUGACUGUUCAGUUACCUUACUGUGAGUUUGAAGCUUCUGGAAAUAUCACUGCCACCGAUCAGCACCCUCCCUGCACCUGUCGGAUGCAGCAAGCUUGAGGGUGGGCCUGAAAGUCCAGAAAUUAUGGUUCAAAGUGGUCUUCGUAAAUAUGGCAAGAGGAGGAAAAUGGCCAGUAGAUCCAGAUUUGCACAAUAAUCGUCUCAUUUUGAAGCAUUUAUGCUUCAAAUUACCUGUCUAGUUUCUUGAUUAUUGGUUUUGAGAUUGAUGUUGAGAUAUGCCAUGUUAUUUUUUAAAUGUUUGCCUUUUACUUUCUGUGCCGUAAUACAUUUUACUGCCUUUACAAGAUACCAGUCUCCCUAGAUAGAACUGUAUCUGCAAGAUCAUAUAGUGCAGUUGCUAAUCUACGUUCUAAGGAGAAAAAGACAAUAUAAAAAUGUUGUGAUUUCAAUUCCUGUCUCAAAUCAGGAUACUUGUUUAAUUUAAAGUUGCAGCUUGCACAUUCUUAAGCUAUAUUUUCCCUGCUUCCUUUAAGGUCACAUGGCUUUUUACAUAAAACUACUAGCCCCAUUGUGGAGGCUAAUCUUAUUUCUUUUUUUUGAACAUUUAGCGCAUUUUAUUGUUUGAGUUCAAUGUCAAACCUUUUACCUGUAGAUAAACAGCAGUUGUGAAUAAAGAAGCUUCAGUUUUGUUUAACCCACAAUUGCUUUUAGAUCAAAGAGGAAAGGUGCGUUCUGUAUUUAAAAAAAAAUUACAAUAAAUUUGUAAAUGUCCAUUAAUCAAAUCCUAUGCUUUUGAAACCAGUAUUUAAAAAUGUAGUUGCGUCCUAUAAUUCUCCAAGUCAUAAUUGUGCCUCUGUGACCAAAUCUCACUGCACUGAUAUGUUAAUAAAAUCAAGAUUGUUUGCUUACUUUUCAGAUGUUUUCAUGGGAUUGUAAUUAUCAAGAAUUUUUAGGUUGAGCACUAUGUAUGCAUUUCUCACCAAAGGGGGAAACAAUGUUGUUAGCAUAGCUGUCCACUUCAACUUGUCAGCUGUCAAAAUUACUUUAAAAUAUAUUGAGAAAAAUAGCAGAUUUUGGCUUGGAAUUUCAGACUAUAUUCUGGUGUAAAACAACCAUAGGAUUAUGUCCCAAGUGUUAAGUUUCACAAUUUGUCAUUAGAAUAAGCACCAGCAACUUUGUUACUCUUGGUUUAGAGAUCUUAAUUAUGGGCUGUGCAUAUAUAUUCACAUUGCCUCUGUAAUAAAGUUUUCAAAUCAUUUUUUUGCAAA